UCCACCGCUGUUCCGCGUGUGCCCACAAGAUGGCGGUGUAGCUGCUCUUCUAAGAAGCGCUUCCGGGUUGGAGUACGUCCGGGUGUAUCUAUGCUGAUGGUCUGGGCGGUAUCGGGUGCUUUCGGGGAGAGAGAGAGAGAGAGAGAGAUAGAGCAGGGAACGUGCCAGCACGUACCAGCACCAUGCCGAAGUGUAUUGUCAUACACUGUCCCCACUCAUGUUCCAAGAAGGUAACCAAAAACACAGGGGUGGUUAUGCACACGUUCCCUUUUAACUUGGACAGAAUCAAGAACUGGCUCCUGAGCAUUGACCAGAAUUUUGGGAACAUAGACACACUCGCUAAUCGGAUUCUAGAGGAGAAGAAGAAGCAUUCGGACCUGUAUCGCUUGUGUUCGGAACACUUUACUCCACAAUGUUACAUCAGCACCGGGAAAAGGAUGAGCCUCAGACCAGACGCAAUUCCGACAAUAUUCAAAGACCGACCUCCGAACAAAGAGAAAAAGCCAAGUAUUAAUCCCCAAAAUCCAAUAACGAACGUAAAACCCAAUUUAAAUUCCAACCAGGAUAAAUACGUGGAUGUUGGCACCAAUACUGAGACUGUUGUUAUGAAAGAUAUCAGCACCCGCACCGACAUCUACCAUUGUGUGAAACACCGUGGCACCCGCACAGACCCAUUUUGGGGCAAGAAAAAUGUCAAAACGAAGACCGAUCCCCUUUUUGGGAUGAAAAAUGCCAGUACAAGCAUGGAGCCCGCCGCUGGCGAAAGAGGGACAGACACACAUCGACUUGAAUGUGACAAUAGUUUUUCAAAACCAGGAAAGCGCAAGCGAAUGGACACAGAAAAUCUGGAUGCAGUGCCUUGUCAUUCCAUGAUCUCAGAGGGAGCACCUUCGAGGCGCAAAUCCAGAAGCAAUAAAAACCCACAUUGCAUCCUGCUGAGAAGCAAAGAGCUGGAAAGCGUCACAUCCGACAGCAGCGCUAAUUCUGACAACGAUUCUGCUGGAAAUGUGGACGAAUUGAUGGCGGAUCAGGCGGAUGUUCUCGUUCACGAAUCCAAGUACAUUGUGUUUGAGUCGUGCCUCGAUGAACUGCUGCUGAAAAUGAACUGUAGUUGUGGCCGUGCCAUUGCAGAGCUCAUCAAAAGCGUGCAGGGGACCUUUUUGUCCGUUUCGGGGCGAUGCGAGGUCGGCCACGUGGGGCAUUUGUGGGACAGCCAGCCGAAAAACGGAGGUACCCCCGCUGGAAACAUCUUGUGCUCUGCCGCUGUUUUUUUCAGCGGCAGUCGUUUCCAACAAGUGGACGAACUGUUCCGCUUCAUGGGGCUGCAGUUCAUCGCCCAAUACGCUUACUACCAGUAUGAGAAGCGUUUUCUCUUUCCUGUUCUCAACAGCCAUUGGCAGAAUGAGCGCCGGGUGGUGGCAGCAAGUUUACCAAGCAGAUCUGUUUGCCUGAGUGGCGACGGGCAGUUCAGCAGACCGGGCAACAAGUACUGCACCUACACUUUAUUGGAAACGGCCAGCAAAAAAAUCAUUGACUUCAGCGUCGUAAAGAGAACAGAAAAAUGGUCACUGGACGCCAUAAAAAAACGCGCUUUUGAGACUUGUCUGAACAACGUGUUGGCAGAGAAACUGACAGUGGAGACGGUGGCCACGGAGCGGCACGAUGGGAUACGAUGGUUAAUGUCCGAGGAGUUUUCCCCUGUUUACCAUGAGUACGACGUGUGGCACUACGGCAGAGCCAUACGGAGAAAACUCCUCGCGGCCAGUAAGAAACGAAGCUGCCGGGAUAUCGCCACUUGGACGCCAGCCAUUAUUAAGCACCUGUGGCAUGUGUGCAAGUGCAGUGCUGGGGACUGUGACUUACUCCAAGAGAAGUGGAGGUCCAUCCUGCGCCACAUCAGGAAUGAGCAUCAAUGGACUAACGGACUCGUGCUCCAUAACUGCGGCCACAGGAGACUUUCCUCGGCAGAGGCCAAGCAGCGCCGCUGGCUGAAAGUGGACUCCCGGGCAUAUCAACAACUGAAAAAAAUCAUCACCGACCCCUUAGUUCUGGGGGACCUGACCCACCUCAGUUCUGUUAGCCACACUGAUCAGGUUGAGGUCUUCCACAGUUUCAUGUUGAAGUAUCAGCCAAAGAGAGCCCAUGUUAGUCAGGACGCAAUGGAGGCUAGUACCCAAUUAGCAGCGCUUGCCCACAAUGCCAACGUCCACCGCCAUCAGUCCAUGAGCAGAAACCUGGGCGCAAACAGAGAACUUAGUUCUACUUUGCCCAAAGCUAGAAAACCUUGGACUGCCAGGAGGAUAUACGAUCCGAAGUCCUCGGCACAUUUGUUUCCCAUGUUGGUUGACAUUCUGAAACUGGCCAAUGGGGAGCUGGGCCACAGCUGGCGGCUGCAUGAAACGCAGCAAAAUAGUUGAAGCUCAUCCUCCUAUCAUUAUAUAUAAGGAUGUAGAGACAUUCCUCUUUGUUGUCGUGUUCCCUGGCCCUUGCCCCCCCCCCUGUAGACAGGACCAAGAUGAGACCCAGAUGUUGGGGCCCUCACCAUGGAGAAUUCAGGGACACUCACUACUAAGGAGCACCCUUGAGGGUGAAUUGGGUCCAGGUUGAAAUCUAGAAUAAAAAGGGUCUCCUAGUUUUAAAAUGUCACCUUCCCCUAGACCCUCUCUGUUCCGUUACUGUAUCAGUAAUGAGUGGUAGAAACAAUUGGAUGUUAGGAGCCAAUCACACAAAGAAUGAUAGGAUGCUGUCAGGUCCACUUAGCUGUUAUGUGGCUGUCACCCUAAGGGGCUGAGAGAUACUGACCCAAUAUCUACCCUUUAAAAAAAAAAUUACGAUGACCAGGGAGGGCUGAGAGCUGUAGUUCAACAACUGCUCAAGGUUGGCCAGUAAGCUUGCCUUUAUAUAACCCCGCCCCUUACUGCCCCACCCACCAACACUACUUUGCAGAGGGUUCGCUUUCAUUGUCUAUCCCCUGAGCUUUUAUAUGGUGACACCCUUCUCUUUCGCCUGCCCCCCCCCCCCCCGCUUGCCUUUAUUUUCUUAUUCCUUAAUUAUCCAUUUUUUAAUUUUGUUUCAGUAUUGUACUGUACUCCAGCCCCAACAAGGGGCCCACCUUUCUGGCCUGGGACCCAAAUUAGACCUCUUCUCCCAUUAA
Molecule: messenger RNA, 3154 nt
Organism: Xenopus laevis (African clawed frog)
Lineage: Eukaryota; Metazoa; Chordata; Amphibia; Anura; Pipidae
Exons: 2
Coding region: 183-2417 (744 amino acids)
Source: RefSeq, a predicted model, not a curated record